Molecule: messenger RNA, 2368 nt
Organism: Scomber japonicus (chub mackerel)
Lineage: Eukaryota; Metazoa; Chordata; Actinopteri; Scombriformes; Scombridae
Gene: rexo4
Product: REX4 homolog, 3'-5' exonuclease
Exons: 8
Coding region: 278-1579 (433 amino acids)
Biological process (GO): DNA catabolic process; rRNA processing
Cellular component (GO): nucleus
Molecular function (GO): 3'-5' exonuclease activity; nucleic acid binding
Source: RefSeq, a predicted model, not a curated record
UCAGCAUGGCUUUUUGGAGCAACAGAAGUUGGCUACUGGGCAGUCUCCUCUACAUUUAAGAAAAAUAUCAUAACAACUCCUCUACUUUGGCGGAAACAGGCUGUAAACCUGCGCGAGGAAACAUUUAUUGGUGAAGUAUCUUCCAUUACCUUUUAAAAACGUUACCUGGCAACCAAGCGAUAGAGCUCCUGAUGGUACAGCGUGGUUGAGGAGGGCCGACAUACUUCACCUGUUUUAAAAACAAGUAACAGCAAACAUUUCAUCGAAAGUGGCCACAAUGUCAAAGGUGAAAGCAAAGAAAAGACACUCUUCUUCCUCUAAAUCACACAAUCCUAAGCCUACAAAGGAAAAUAAUGCAGUCAAAAGGAAAAAGAAGUAUUGGAAAAAAAUGCCGUUUAAAAAGAAGAUGCUUCCACUCGAGGAUAAGGAAAAAGGCCAAAAGAUAUCACCUCCAACAGAUGCUCUACAGUUCUCUGCCAACUGGAAGGCAUUGCAAGAGAUAAUAAAAGCAAAUCCGCCUGAGAAGAAGCAGCCGGAGACAACGAAACAUCAGAAUGGUGUGCUGCAGAAAGUGGAGGAUAAAAACAAAUCUUCUAAAAGUGUUUCUAAGAACAAUGCUUCUCACAAUCAGACAGGUCCUGGAAAACCAAUCAAGCACAAAAUUAUUAGCAGCAAUUUUGUCUCAAAAGACAAGGAAAAGGUGAGUGUGAAAGCUCCAACUGUCUCAGAGAUGAGACAGUCUGCUGCUCCAAAAAGGAAAAAGGACAGUGCAAAUAAAUCAAGCAGUGAGCAAGCAGCCAAGAAAAAGAAAUCUGUUGUGGAAGAGACCAAACCUACAGAAGAGGACAUCUGGUUUGAUGAUGUGGACCCUGAUGACAUUGAGGCAACAGUGGGACCAGAGGCAGCAGAGAUCAUGAGGAGAAAGCAGGGCAUUCGAAAAAAUGAGGACACAGAGAGCACCCUGGUUAAGGAGAGGGCUUUUGAAGGCCUCACCAGAGCUGUUGCCAUCGAUUGUGAGAUGGUGGGAGUCGGUCCUGAUGGGGAGGACAGCAUCUUGGCACGCGUGUCGCUCGUGAACCAGUUUGGGAAAUGCAUCUAUGACAAAUAUGUGAAACCGACAGAGAACGUGACAGAUUACAGGACAGCUGUCAGCGGCAUCCGACCAGACGACAUUAAAGAUGGAGAGGAUGUGAAGACUGUGCAGAGGGAGGUUGCUGAGAUCUUGAGAGGAAGAAUAGUGGUUGGACACGCUAUACACAAUGACUUAAAGAUUUUACUCUUGGAUCACCCAAAAAAGAAAAUCCGGGACACUCAGAAGUAUAAACCCUUUAAGAAGGCAGUCAAGAGUGGUCGACCUUCACUCAAAGUCCUCUGUAGAGAAAUACUCAAUGUCAAGGUCCAGCAGGGUGAACAUUCAUCCGUCCAAGAUGCGCAGGCCACCAUGAGGCUGUACACAAUGGUGAAAAAACACUGGGAAGCAGAGAUUAAAGCCAGUCACAAAGACAGAGACUCACAUAAGAAAAUUGAGAGAAAACCCAAGUCUCCUAAGAACAGGAACAACACUUUCAUGGGAUUAUGAAUUCAAAACUAAUCUGUAAGUGGACAGAUCAUCUCUGAUCUCAGCCGACUUGAUGUAAAUGAUCAGAGGUUUCCGUUUGUUUUCAGAAGAGAAAAAAAGCAGAUGUUGAACAAUUAUGACAGGAUAAAAGUACGACAUUCAUGAGCUUACGUAAGAUCUAUCACAACAGUUCCACGAAGUGAGGAAAAAGAAGCCACGAAGAAUACCAAUGAAAAUGAAUCAUUUCUUUUUAAAAAUGUGCAUAUAGUGUGUGAUGACAGGGAUUUCAUCAGUCUGAACCCCUCAGACAGGGCAUUCAAGGAUGUGAAAGACUUGAUUGUUUUUGCUGAUUUACGUAAAAAGCCAAGAGUGUUCUGCCUGAGCAUCUCAGGGUGUGACUCAGACAGGGAUUAAAACAUCUGAGAGAGCAUGGAAGCUGCAUUUACACUGAUCCUUUCAGCUAUUUCCUCCUUAGAUAUUUCCAGACAUCAUUUCCCCACGCUGUUACUCCCAGCAUCAGAGGCAGGUGUUCAAAUGCAAUUUCCUCUAUGGAUAUGGACCCACAGUGCCCCCGAGAAAUCAAAAUAAUUUCUCCAGGCAUCGCAUCAGCAUAAUAUUUUUGCGUUAUGUUUCCAUUGUUUUUAUCAUUUCUCUGUUUUGAACUUUGGCCUCUAACGAGUUGGUUUGUUACAGUUUGAUUCAUGGUUGCCUUAAAAGUUGUAUGUUGGGAAGUACAGGAUAAAUAAAACAUGAGAGAAACUCUUUAUAUAGAGCUACAGCAUAUUGCAUUACUUGUUCAUGAGUCACCUC